This is a messenger RNA of Pleuronectes platessa (European plaice), 3663 nucleotides long. It is a transcript of the gene agbl5, whose product is annotated as AGBL carboxypeptidase 5. Gene Ontology annotation, biological process: proteolysis; protein deglutamylation. Lineage: Eukaryota; Metazoa; Chordata; Actinopteri; Pleuronectiformes; Pleuronectidae. Gene Ontology annotation, molecular function: metallocarboxypeptidase activity; zinc ion binding. The record is from RefSeq and is a predicted model, not a curated record. The transcript is spliced from 18 exons. Bases 269 to 3211 code for a protein of 980 amino acids.
GGAGAGGAGGACAUCUCCAGGCAGCUUUCGUUUCUCCAGAGGAACCUGAACGCAGCGCACAGAGCGAUGAAUCCAGGGUUGAACAGGACGCUGAAAACAAAAAAUGGACACUGAUGGAAAAUAAUCCACCGAGGCUGACUACAGCCUGACGUGUCCAUCAGAAAGAGACUGGUCUCGUCAACACAGGCUGUCUGUGUGAGGCCUGUGAUCGGCACACCUCAAAGAACCUAAGGGGAGAAACAAAUAAAGAGGCUGAAGGGUCAGAACCAUGGAGACUCGCAUUGGUAACAUCGUGUUCAGCUCCAAGUUUGACUCGGGGAACCUGGCACGUGUGGAGAAGCUGGAGAAGGGCGGCUCCAGCCCCGCCUCUGACACAACUUCCAGUGGGAGUGCCCCCUCAGGAUCAACCCUCUCCCCCGAUUAUGAGUUCAAUGUGUGGACGCAGCCUGACUGCGCCGGCACAGAACAUGAGAACGGAAACAGGUCAUGGUUCUACUUCAGCGUGCGUGGCACCGCACCUGGGAAGAUACUGAAGAUCAAUGUGAUGAACAUGAACAACCAGAGGAAGCUCUACAGCCAGGGCAUGGCUCCUCUUGUACGCACUUUACCUGGCAAGAACCGGUGGGAAAGGAUCCGAGAAAGACCCACAACAGAGAUUAUAGAUAACCAGUUUAUCCUCUCAUUCAUUCACCGGCUGUCAGAGGUGCGAGGGGCUACCACCUACUUCUCCUUCUGCUUUCCAUUCUCCUACACUGAGUGUCAGGAGAUGCUGCAGCAGUUGGAUGUGAGCCACCCCAAUGCUGCUCAUCUCAAUCCAAGCAGUGCACCGGCCAGUGUGUACUAUCAUCGGGAGUUGCUGUGCCACUCUCUAGAUGGCAACAGGGUGGACCUGCUCACUGUGACCAACUGCAGCGGGAUGCAGGAGGAGCGAGAGCCCCGUCUGUCGAAGCUGUUCCCCGACACCAACACUCCAAGACCACAUCGCUUCCCCAACAAAAGGGUGUUUUUCCUCAGCAGUCGGGUGCACCCAGGGGAGACUCCCUCAUCCUUUGUGUUUAACGGUUUCUUGAACUUUAUUCUAAGAAGAGACGACCCACGUGCUCAUGCACUUCGAAGCAUGUUUGUGUUCAAGCUCAUUCCCAUGCUCAACCCAGACGGGGUUGUCCGCGGACACUAUAGGACUGAUUCCAGAGGAGUGAACUUGAACAGACAAUACCUGAAUCCCAUCCCUGAGCUGCACCCAUCCAUCUACGCAGCCAAAACACUGUUGCUCCACCACCACACGCACAACCGCUUGCACAAAACGCAGUGCGGCUCGCACAACAACAACGCUACGAACACACACACCUCUCCCCUCAACACCAAACCCUCCAAUCAACACCCAGCCCCUCCCCCCACCGCUCUUGAAAGCAGCUUGAACCAACGAGUUGCUGAGAAAGAUGCAAAUCCUGCGCAGCCGGAAGUUCCCAUGGUGACGGAGGAAAACGUCUGGGUGAACACGGAGACGGGGAAAGAAGAGCCGAAGAGCUCCUCAGACACUGUAGCCUCUGUUACUGGAGAAGAAGCAGUCCCCUUGGUGAAGGAGCAGGAAUCGGUUCCACCCCAGGAGGGAGGUGUGGCAUAUUAUGUGGACUUGCAUGGCCACGCCUCCAAACGCGGAUGUUUCAUGUAUGGGAACAGCCUUCCUGAUGAGAGCCAGCAGGUAGAGAACAUGCUGUACCCGAGGCUGAUAGCUGUGAACUCUGCUCACUUUGAAUUCCUUGGUUGUAACUUCUCGGAGAAGAACAUGUACUCUCGGGACAAGAGAGAUGGGCAGUCUAAAGAAGGCAGCGGGCGGGUGGCCAUGCACAAGGCCAUAGGGCUGCUUCACAGCUACACUUUGGAGUGCAACUAUAACACGGGAAAAACCAUGAACACCAUCCCACCUGCUUGCCAUGACAACGGACGGGCAACCCCGCCCCCACCUCCAUCAUUUCCCCCGAAAUACACUCCGGAAAUAUUUGAACAGGUGGGGCGUGCCGUAGCCAUCUCAGCCCUGGACAUGGUUGAGUCUAACCCUUGGCCACGGCUGGUACUGUCAGAGCACAGCUGCCUGACAAAUCUCCGAGCCUGGAUCCUCAAGCACGUCCGCAACACCAAAGGCCUGAACACACACAGCCACGCCCACCCUCCAACCAGAAUACACCACAACGGCUGCAAGGCUUCACCGCCAAAGAGUUUCAACAACUGUCUGUCUGGCUCAGCAUCGGAGAACACCCUCAGCCGCGUCCGCUGCAACAGCCAGAGCAGCAGCAGCCAGACGCCCUCCCCCAAGAUGCACAACUCCCCGAGCUUUACUUUUGGCUGCCCUCCACCCCGAACUCACUCGCAGCACAACAGCACGCACACAAGCGGACGUGGAGGCAACAAGACACUGGGGCCAGUCCGGGAAACUAAGCCUCAGGAGAAGAGACGUCCCCCCCACCACCGCUCCAUCCUACGGUCUCCCAGCAACAGCCACGCACCCUCACGCCCCCCUAACUCACCCCCUUCCUCCUCCUCCUCCUCAUCUUCCUCAGUGUGUGCGGCGGGCUCCUGUCCCCUCCCGGCCUCCGUCAGUAUGACAGGCCUCAGCUGUUCAGACUCUCAGGCUGGUGGACCCGGUUCAGAGGGUUUGUCCAGAAUGCCUUUCCCCAUGCGUCUUGGCCGUGUGGGGAGAGGGUGCCGAACUCUAACGGCCACUCGUCAUUCCACAGAGGCCCGUCAAGAGGCUGCUAAAGACUCAGGACCUGAUCAUAUCCUGUCCUCUAUCAAAUUCAGCAAGUUGGAGCUGCAGCCUCAACUGAGCCGCGUCACCAUUCGGAGGAUGGGGUCGACUGACGUCCCUUCCCCCCCCAGCGACAGUAAAACAACCCCCGUUAGACAUAAUGCAUCCUCACCUGGACAAAAAGACGAGUCGGCCACCAUGAAAGUCUGGAAGCUGCUCAGACCAGGUCUCCAACGGCACCUGUCGCUGUCAGGUGUAUCAGGAAAAGACGGUGCCAUACAGCUGGCCUCGAAAGCCCUAAUGAUGAAGACCACCGACAGGAGUUUACACUACACAGGCAAUGCUGUCAUAGAAACUGCACCUGAGGAAGAUGAAAUAUUGAAACAGGUUGAGGAACCUCCAGUGAUGACCCUGCCUGAGCCUGUGAUCAUGGGUGACACAGUGACCCUGUGUGGAGAAGCUUAGGAACUGCACAGAAGAGGAGGAGGAGGCGCUUGUGUGUACUGGACCAAAUUGUGAUUAAAGCCAUUUAGAACUUCAGGAGAGGAGAGGACAUUUUAUCAUGGAGCAUCUUAAUGUAAAAUACUUAGUUUUUGUCAGAAUAUAUUCAGUAUCGUGAGCAUGCAUCCAUGCUCUUGAACAUGAUCAUACCGAGGAGCUGCUCAGUACAACUCAUAGGCAGGUUCCUGGAGAGGCUGAAGUGCCUUGCUCGAUGACACCACAUCAGUGUUGAGGCAGGGGAAAGGCACACACUUUCCCCAACUCUGCUAUGAAACUGAACAAGAUCCUGAGAUGUGAAAUUUCUUUAAAACAUUUCAGUUACUAUCACUGUUCCUCACAUUUUGUGUUUUCCUUAUGCUCCUCACUCAAAAAGAAAGAAAACGCGACCUGACCAAUAUAAUUAUGCACUGAUGAAC